CAUCUGAAAGACAGAAAGAGAAUCCAUGAAAACUACAAGUAUAUAUAAAUAAAUGGGACCAUUACCAACUAACUUAAGUUUGUGAAGGUGGGUUCAUAACUUUCGGCCAGCCGACUUUUUCCAUAGUCGGCAUUUCCCAUUCCUGAAUUUGAUUACUACGUGCAGAUCUGUCCUCUCUAAUUUUAACCUUCAUUUCCUUUUCCAAUUAAAUUCUCUCUCCUCCUCUCUCAAGACUCCAAAAAGUGGCAACCUUUGUUGUGUUCUUUCCCCCCUUGCACUGAAGCUGUUUGAUCAUUUGCUUCUGAGAAAGAAGGUCAAAAAAAGGCUUAAUGCUAUCUGGGUUUUCGUUGUCUCCACUGAAAAUAGCAUGAGCUUCAGCUUUCCACCGGCGUCACUAAAUACGACUUGGGACUAUUAGCGCUUCAACUGUUUUUGCCUUGUAUCCUGUGUUCUGCAUAUAAUUUGGUAAUCUGCUGGGAUUUGGGCAGAAUGUUUCGGUUGUCAUCAGAAUCACAAAAACACAGUAGGUCAUUCAGGACGGUGUUGGCAUCAGCACUUCUUGAAUGGGUGCUCAUUGUUAUGCUGCUUGUUUAUGGGUUAUUUGGAUACUUGAUUACAAAAUUUGCACGUUAUUGCGAAUUGCCCCUCCCUUGUUUGUUAUGUUCAAGGAUUGAUCACAUUCUGGGAAGCGAAAAGGUUGGAUUUUAUCGGGAUAUGAUAUGUGGAAAUCACAAGUUGGAAAUCUCAUCCAUGGUCUACUGUCAUUUUCAUGAGAAGCUUGUUGAUGUUCGCGGGAUGUGUGAAAGCUGCCUCUUCUCUUUUGCUACAAAAGACAAAUCCAAUUCUGAAACAUACAGGUUAUUAGUUGGUAAGUUGGGAGGAGAAGAUCUUAGUGGCUCUGAUGAUGACCCUGUAGAUAAUGAUCAUAAGACGAAGGGCUUGAAUAUGAAGCAUUGCUGUUGUUGCAAUGAGUUGUGGACCUCAAGACGUCAUGCCCAAAUAUUGCUUCAGACUAAGUCGAUGGGGUGUGAUGACACCGAUCUUGAUUUUCCUUUGAGCCGGGAAAUUAGCCAAGAUCUCAUCAACUUGAAUAAGGAAGCUAAGUCAUUGCAACCAUCCGCUGAUACUGGAAGGAAAGCCGAGGAUUCUUUGGAUCAAUUUGGUUACACGGAACUGAAUGUCACCUCUGAUGCUGAAUCAGAUAUUCAGAUGUCGGAUGCUGAAGACAAUAGACCAUUGAUUUCUAAUGAUCCGCUAAGAGAUAUAAUAUUAGAUUCUACACGGAUGCAACCCUUUGUUGUUGUAUCUGAAGAUGAAUUUCCUUGUGACAAGCCAGUUGAUCUGAGAACAUCAUCUUCUGAACCCUUAGAAGCAUCAAACCUGGUGCAAUCCGAAAUCAAUUAUCCCCGUGAUGGUGCAUCAUUAGCACCACCUGCUUCUGGUAUUGGACAUGGGUUGGAAGAACUGAAUUGGCAAGAGAUUAGUGUUAAUCUUGAUGCAUCUUCAUCAACAGACCCGACACCUUUCAGUAAAGCGUCAGAGUCACCAAACGAUCGGAAUGCCUUCAUAAGUUCAUUAGAUGAAUCAAAUGUUGAAGAUGAAAUUGUGAAGGAAAAAGUGGAUGCCAAUGACUCGAAGAACUUGGAUAAUAAAGAACCUCGAGUUGUGCAAACAUUAGUGCAUGGAAGUGACAGAAUAGAGAUGUUGGAGAGCUUGCAAACACAUCUUAACAGUUCGAAGGCGACAUCUGAACACAAGGAUGGUGACUUGGAAAAGCCAAAUCAUUUGGAUCUUGGUGAUGCUUAUCAGCUAGCUAUUACCAGCAAUGGAAAGCAGUUGUCUGGCAAGCUGGCUGAACAGCUGGCUGGAAAGGAUUCACCAAAAAUAAGUGCAGAUUUAAAGCUUUUGCUCUCACAAUUGUCACGUGGAUCCGAGUUUCUCUCCAGUGAUAUAUUGAGCCCUAGGGUGUCUAGGAAUCCUGAUGAGUUCAAGGCCUAUAAUUCAUCUACCUCUAUUGGGGUGAAAAUUCUUCAAAAGAGGCUCUCACUUGAGAGAAAUGAUUCUAAGACCUCCCUGGAUAGAAAUGAGUCUGGAGUUGGGUCUUUGGACUUCAGUACUGUUAGUGAUAUUGAAGGAGAAAGCGAACUUGAUCGAUUUAAACGGCAGCUUGAGCAAGAUAAGAAGUUAUUAACUGCUUUGCUGAAGGAAUUGGAGGAAGAAAGGAAUGCUUCUGCUAUUGCAGCAAAUGAAACAAUGGCAAUGAUCACAAGACUACAGGAAGAGAAAGCUGCCCUACAAAUGGAAGCCUCACAUGACUUAAGGAUGAUGGAAGAGCAAGCUGAAUAUGACAUGGAAGCCUUAGAUAAGUAUAAUGACCUUGUGACAGAGAAGGAGAAAGAAAUUCAAGAUUUAGAAGCAGAGGUGGAGUAUUACCGGACCAAAUAUCCAAAUGAGUCUUUCUUGGAAAAUGUUGGGGAGUCAGCUUCAAAUCCAUGUUUAAGUGACAGUGAGAAAACUAGAGAUGCUCCUAACAAUUGUAAUGCCUUCGAUGAAAACAGUAAGAGUAAUUCACAAGAUCAAUUGUUACUAAUUGAAGAUGAAAGGAAAUAUAUUUCAGAGUCUCUAAUUAAUCUGGAGAAAAAGCUAAGCGCUUUAUGCUGCACAAGAGCAUACUCAGACUUGACGAAUAGUGAUCAAUCAAAACAGCAAAGGAAGGAUUCAUAUGAUCCAAAGUUGGCUGGAGAGGGUCAAAUGAAGAGAAAAACUGACGAGAAUGGUUUAGUAUUAGAUAAUGAUAUCAUCAUUCCCUCAGGAAGCCAUCAGACUCUAGUUGGACAUGUUCAUUCUUUUAAAAAGUCCAAAUCUGCUGGAGCUGAACAGGGAGCAGUGAUGGUUAAGGAAGCUAAUAUUGUAGCUCUUGUUAAUGAGGUAUCCAGUCUAAGUGAGAGAUUACAAGCACUUGAAGCUGAUCGAUGCUUCAUUGAGCGUUCUAUCGACACACUUAAAAAUGGGGAGGAGGGUUUAAUACAGGAGAUUGCCUCUCACCUCCGAGAAUUAAGGAUGGUUGGGAUCAGAAGAUAUGUUAAAUUUAACCCACUAGAAAGGUAAUCGUGGCGUAGGUUCUACUAUGCUCAUCUGAUCUGAUCGAUAAAAACAUUGUAUCGCACAAGUAAACCCAGUUUUUUCGUGGUUCAGAAAUGGUUGAUAUCAGUUGUUCACUCCUGACUCCCAGGUCGUAUAUACUUACUUCAAUUUGAAGAUUGAAAAUUUCAUCUCGCCACUGAUUUAGUUGUACAUAGCUUGUUUUCCGGUUUUUUUUUUUUAAUUUCGUGUUAUCGGUCUUUUUGUAAUUUUGAUGAUAGUAUGAUUCAUAUUCUUGUUAUUAGAUUUUAGAGUUGAAAGAGAAGAUAGAGGCUGUUGUAUACUUUCAUUGUUCAAAUUGUGGGUGUAAAUUAAGCAAAAUACAUAAAAAGGUUAAUUGCUUUGCCACCCUUGUAUAUCAACUACGAAGUGUAUUAAGAAUAUUCAGAGAGUUGUUUGCUGA
Spinacia oleracea (spinach) is the source of this 3544-nucleotide messenger RNA. Its product is annotated as myosin-binding protein 1. The transcript is spliced from 4 exons. Lineage: Eukaryota; Viridiplantae; Streptophyta; Magnoliopsida; Caryophyllales; Amaranthaceae. The coding region runs from base 490 to 3108 and encodes 872 amino acids. The record is from RefSeq and is a predicted model, not a curated record. Gene Ontology annotation, molecular function: myosin binding.